CUUGCAGGCCCCUCCCUUAGGAGCUGGGGUAUAUAAAGGUGGGCUACACCUUCCCCCAGCACAGAGUCUAGAGCACUGAUCCAGCUGCAGGGAACGUCUGAGUAUUCUCAAGCACCAUGAAGCUGCUUUUGUCCUUGUCUGUGAUUAUUGGAGCCAUUGUAAUGGCAUCUACCUUGUCAUGCAAUGUUUGCAAGUUCCGUUUUCUGUCCUUUUGUGUCUCCGGUUCCUCAACGGCAGACUGUUCUGGAAACUGCUCGUUAACCAAAGCUUUUGCUGGCUCCACUUCCUUAUUCACCAAACAGGCAUGUGAUACAAAUUGUGUUUCAAACACUACCACCCAAACAGAUGCUAUCUUCAACUUAGACUACCAAAAGUCCUGCUGUGCCACAGACCUCUGCAACAGUGGCAAUUCUGCCAAGAUCUCUCUGUCCCUUGGGCUAGGCGUGCUCCUCCUGUGGCUGCUAAAUUCUGUGUAAAACUUUGCAGAAUCAGCAAGAGUGAACUUGAAAUGUACAAUUUAUGGACUUCAUAUAACUGCUUUCAAACCCAGGUUCAAUGUCUGUAUUAAAAAAAAAAAAAGUGCUGUACCUAUUAACAUUAACUGUCCCAAGCAAACACUUGUAGAUAAAGGGUAGCUAUGAUUACUUGUGUGAAAAUGAGGUCUCGCUGAAGUACUAAUUCACAUGGAAAUGUCAUUUGGUUUUUUCUCCUUAUGUCACUUUUAUUUGUAUGUUUGUUUUUGUAAGGAAAGCGGAGAUGCCUAAAAACUGCUCAUACAAGAAGAAUGCAUUCCAUUUCUUUACUGAGUUUAUUCCUGACUGUCUUUCUAACACCAAUGGGGGAAUGUAAUAUGCUUUGUUAGUGCAAAAACCCUGCACAGAGAUGCUAGCAAAUGAUAGCAACUAUAUUUGCGUCCUCUUUGACUAAUUACAGACCUCAACGGCUUUGCAAAGUUUGCGAACAUUCAUAGUGUAUGUAAUAAAAUUUCCCAAUCUCAAAGCGUUUUUUUGACACAAAAUAAUUAACAAAACUCCAGAGUAAGUGUUAACACUAAACCUUUGCUUCAGGAUAAUGCACAAUGUAAUAUUCACCAGCGACUGAUUUUACAGUGCAAACAAUGCUAAACAAUUGCAAAAACACCAUUUUUAAUAACGUUCGUGAUUUUAAUUACAUUCCCCCUUAACUAUCUUAUAUUUACCCCUCCCCACCACUCGGUGACCAGGUGAUAGAAAUACAUUUAAAAGGGGUGGUGGAUUAAAUGAUAGACCGACAGAUGAACAGGAGAGGGCAUGAUAAUGAUAAGUAACAUGACAUUGUAGUGUCACAAAGCAAAAAUUUUUUUCCUGCCCCUAUUUUAUUGCUGUGCAAACAAUUUUAAACCUAUAAAAAGUUAAGACCAAAAACAAGGCAUUCUACAUACUUAAGGUUAACUACCCCUUCAGUGGCAUAUUAUCAAAUAUUUUUGCAACAGUCCUACAAACCCAUGGCAGCUAAGCAGCAUGUACCACUGGUCAACCAAACAACUGAAAACAACUAGUUGCUAUGGUUUACUGGCGUAAAAUGUGCCAAUUAUUACUAUACCCCGGAGGGGUGAUUUACUUGCUUCACCGGGGGAGAUGGGCCUGUUGCAAUUACAGUGUUAAAUUGAAUGCUGCAUUUGCACUUUGACAUGAAUCAAGCCCAACUGUGCUAACAAGAAUGUAAGUUAUGUUGGCAUCAUUUCUGGUGUAAGAGUGAGAAGUGUGCACAAUUCUGUUGGUGCAACUGCGCUGCAGUGAUUGAGUUAGGUGCAUGUGGGAACAGUGGAGUUAUUUCCUAACCUGGAGGUAGUAUUUGCUCCAAAAAUCCUGCAGCAGCCUGUGGCAAUAGGCAAAACUGAGCUUCAUUUGGAACCAGAGGUUGAAAUGAAGCUGUGGUUCCAUACACAACUAUACAAACGAGCAAGAAUCGCACUUUCACACAAGUAUCUAAUCCUAAUAACUGUAUGUCACAACUAACUGUGGGGAAAAUUGCAGACAAACCACUGCACUGUGGUAAGUUAACAACCCCACUAAUGACUUCUGUAUUUAAUAACUAGUCUUGCUGCUCUGCCAGUUUGCAAACUGCUUCCAUUUAUUAACACCCAGAGCCUCCUACAAUCUUUCUGUAAGGUGUUUUAAGGGCUAGCAAUCCUCCUUUUUCUUAAUAUCCAAUAUUUGCCUAUAUUUAUAACUGAAUAUAUCCAUUUAGGUAAUUUCUCCAAAGAUUAUGUGAAAGUUUUACUCCCUCAUCAUAAUUCCAUUCCUAAGAAAAGAGGAGCUAUGAUCAGUCAAAUUCAGCCAAUAAUAAAUCUCAUCCUACCA
Messenger RNA from Xenopus laevis (African clawed frog), 2342 nucleotides. RefSeq names its product lymphocyte antigen 6 family member G6C L homeolog (gene ly6g6c.L). The record is from RefSeq and is a predicted model, not a curated record. NCBI's taxonomy places the organism in Eukaryota, Metazoa, Chordata, Amphibia, Anura, Pipidae. The coding region runs from base 117 to 476 and encodes 119 amino acids. The transcript is spliced from 4 exons.